AUGAGAAUGGAGCACUUUCUUCUUAUUAUUAGUAUGGCAUAUUAAAGAAUAAAAAUACAUUAUCAGAAACACCAAUUAUGAAUAUGUUAAGGUGAUAUCCAAAUGUAAUUUUUUAAACAGAAAAAUUGAUUGGUUUUUUAAUUCUGUGUCUUUGACUGUUGUUACUCUCAAGUGUGAUUAACCUGCUGCAUCAAUAGUUUCAAUACAGUAGGAGAAUAUUUACAGUCAAAAAAGUUUAUGUUGUGUUAUCAAAUUAGGUUAAUUUAAUAUAUCAAAUUAAUAGGAAAGCAUCAUGAGUAUUCAAAUAAUUUAAUAGAUUAAAAUUUUUUAUUACCCUAUAAGAAACCUAAUUUAUAAAAAUUAAAGGAUAUUAAAGUUAUGAAUUCAUAUUUAGUUGGAUAUGAUAGAACCUUACAAAUUUAUGAUAUAUCCUUGUUCAAAUACUCUACUAAAGUUGAAAUUUUUUUCUUUAUAAAUCGUUAGAUGAUCAAAGAUUAUGGUACUGAUAUUAUUCCAUUCGUUCUCUUAAAUAGAAUACAUAGACUAGUGAUUUUUUCGAGUUUUACUCAUUGA
Messenger RNA from Paramecium octaurelia, 573 nucleotides. The record is from the annotation of a GenBank genome assembly. NCBI's taxonomy places the organism in Eukaryota, Ciliophora, Oligohymenophorea, Peniculida, Parameciidae.